AUGGAAAAAGGCCCUUUGGGCUGUCUCUGCCACCAAGUGGAUGCUGUUGACGGCUUAGUGUUCGAGGUAGAGCUGCGCCAGCUGCAGCAGCAGUUCCCCGGGGGGCCCCCUGAGGGGCCCCCCUGGGGGGCCCCCGAGGGGCCCCCGGGGGCCCCCCCAGGGGCCCCGAGAGACCCGGGGGGCCCCCAAGAGCCUUGGGUGUACCCUGGCAAUCUGCAGUGUGCACAGGAGUACCCCGGUGACCCUCAGGGGCACUUUGGGGGCCCCCAGGGGUACUGGGGGGCCCCCCAAGGGUACACGGGGGGCCCCCAGGAAGACGUGGGGGGCCCCCAGGGUCACUUAUGGGGGCCCCCGGGAGGGUCGGGGGCCCCCCAGGGGUACUGGGGGGGCCCCCAGGGGUACUCGGGGGGCCCCCAGGAAGACUUGGGGGGCCCCCAAGGGUACUGGGGGGGCCCCCAAGGGUACUGGGGGGCCCCCCAGGGCCUCUUGGAUGAGCGUUUAGGUGUAGAGACGGCUGGGGGUUGCUGGAAGGAAGAGAAGUUUGUUGUGGGGUGGCAGCAAAAGGUAUUUAGUCAAAUGGAGCGGGGGGUGUACAUGCAGCCGCUGGACGUGGAGGAGCAGCAAAUGUGUCCGCGUUGGGUUUUUUAUCAGCAGCAGCUGCUGCAGGAGUUCAAAAGAGACAAAAAGGAGACACUUUUUCCCGGAGACAAAAAACAAUCUUCUUUUUACACUUUCACCGACGGAGACAUCCGAGAAACCCUCCCCUUUCUCCUCCUCAGGGCCCAGCAAAAGGGCGCCAAACACCCCGCGAGGCCUCCUCGAAGCAGCGUUUGCUGCGUCGCUGGCUACCACUGCGAGAAUAGUGACUGCGAAGGCCUCCAGGUGGCGCUUCACGAGGGGCAGUUUGGAAGACAGCGCAGCCAAACGUGGCGCGGGCGCGGGAAACACCCCCGCGUUGGUGAACAGUUUGUUGACUUCGCUGUGCAACAUUUCGCCCUUCUUUAG
Molecule: messenger RNA, 1005 nt
Organism: Eimeria necatrix
Lineage: Eukaryota; Apicomplexa; Conoidasida; Eucoccidiorida; Eimeriidae
Exons: 5
Coding region: 1-1005 (334 amino acids)
Source: RefSeq, a predicted model, not a curated record